AUGAACAUAUUGCAUGAAAAGUAUAAGCGAUUAAAUGCAUUAUACAAGCAAUAUGAACCAUCUAUUGACGAUUUACAAGACGCACUUGUUGAACAAUUGCCACAGCUUAAGGAAGAGUUCAACUUGGAUUUUAUCCAAGUCGAGCGUUUGAGGAAUUACAUGGAGGACAGAGGAACUCUUUUCCGCUUUUUCCGUCGUUCUUCCUAUGACCUUGAUGUCGCUCUUUCCUAUCUUCUCGAAAACAUUCGCUGGCGUAUUGCCAACAACAUAGACACUCUUUCUCUAUCCGACAUUCAUCCGCAAUACUUGGAAUCAGGGCUUUUCUACUUCCACUCCGGAGACAUCUGGAAUCGUCCGUGUGCUAUAUUCAAUCUUCGAAUGUACAACCGUGAUCCAGGGUCACCCACUAUAGAAGACAUGAAGAAGUACAUCAUAUUCAAUUGCGAGAUUGCGAGAAGAUGCAUGUGGGAUUUAUGUAAAGAAGCAUUGAGAGAGGGAAAAGAGCCCAUAUUGCAAUAUGGUGUGCUUGUCGAUCUGAACGAGGCCACCUUUUCGAAUUUGGUCGAUGUUGGAAACAGAAAUCACAGUUUAAAUGUUGACUUUGAACUCGGUCCAUUCAUGAUGGAUUUGGCAAAAAACCAAUACCCCAGUUCAAUUUCUGCAAUUUUUGUGUUAAAUUAUGGUUGGACGUAUGCGACCAUGUGGCGACUGGUAAAACGUCUACUUCCGGAAGAGUCCCUUAGUCGGAUCUUCUUCCCCACGCAAGAGGAACUGCUUGAGUAUUUUGACGAAGAUAAAAUUCGUGUUGAACACGGUGGCAAAGACACGACUGAAUAUUCUUUGUCGACUAACGCAGUCUUUAAUAAAUACGGCAAUCCACCACCAAUCCUUUCGUUCCCAGUUCCAUAUCCUCGUUCCAUAUCUCGUGUCUCAUCAUUUGAUUCUCUUCACGAAGUUUUCUUCUCGGCGCGUGCGACUCCGAUACCAUCCCGUUCGGUUACACCAUAUUGCAGUCGACCAGGAAGUCCGUUUCAUAAUCAGCCGAGUACACCAUAUGUCAGCCGGCCGGCAUCGCCGGGUGUCGAGCAUGUUGGGAUUCCAUCAUGGUUGAAAAUGACACCUUCGGACGCUGGCAGAGGAGGACAUGCAUUUCAUGCAGGAUUGCAUAUGCCACAACCGCAGAGAAGUGAUACGGGAUUAAAGAACUUUACUGGGAAACAUAAUGGACUUGCUGCAUAUGGGAAUGGUAGUCACCACCAACAAUCUGAAGGACAACACACACCUGGACACAAUUCACAUUCAAGUAAUUUUACUCACAUAUCAACAUCAACGCCAAUAAACCUUCAUACAUCACCAUCAUAUACCUAUCUACAAGAACUCUAUUCGUCACCUUCCCCCAAUGCUGUCACCACAACGUCUUCAGACUCGUCACCACCACUUAUGUCCAUCUCUUCGAAGUACCCCGAAACCUUCCUAUCCAAACACAGCCUCUACCGCUUACUUCGCGUACAGCGUAAGGUAAAGCUGCACAUCUCUAAUAUGAUUCGGAGAUUCAUAGCGAGGAGAGUAAGCGGUGUUUUCUGGUUAUUUAUGGUAGUAGUUCUAAGAGGAGGAUUGAUUAAUGAGUUUUGCAAGUUGUUAACGCAGCAGGUUACCAUGCAGCUGGGGUGGAACACAAAUACAACGACAGCAUUAACGACAGCCGCGUUGAGUGUUGCAUUGAGUGGAAGGGAUACAACAGGGAGCAGGAUCAGAGUUUGA
Paraglomus brasilianum is the source of this 1761-nucleotide messenger RNA. The record is from the annotation of a GenBank genome assembly. Lineage: Eukaryota; Fungi; Glomeromycota; Glomeromycetes; Paraglomerales; Paraglomeraceae.